Messenger RNA from Bicyclus anynana (squinting bush brown), 3920 nucleotides. It is a transcript of the gene IKKepsilon, whose product is annotated as inhibitor of nuclear factor kappa-B kinase subunit epsilon. Gene Ontology annotation, cellular component: cytoplasm. The transcript is spliced from 8 exons. Gene Ontology annotation, molecular function: protein serine/threonine kinase activity; ATP binding. NCBI's taxonomy places the organism in Eukaryota, Metazoa, Arthropoda, Insecta, Lepidoptera, Nymphalidae. Gene Ontology annotation, biological process: peptidyl-serine phosphorylation. Bases 197 to 2425 code for a protein of 742 amino acids. The record is from RefSeq and is a predicted model, not a curated record.
AAAAAAAAAGUGAAGUGAGUUUGUUUCACACAAAAGAUUUGUGAGAUUUUUUAUUGUUAAUUAAUGUUAUUUGGUGAAGAUUUUUUUAAAGAAGCAGGAAUUAAAUAUAAUUUAAAUGGAUUUUGAAGUGUCCAUAAAGUAACGAAACGUGAAUCGGUGGUUAAUUAAAAAUUUAUAAAAUUGUAAACAAAAAGAAAUGUCUUUCCUGAGAGGAUCAGAAAACUAUGUGUGGUGUACGACCAGCGUCCUGGGCAAGGGCGCAACGGGGGCGGUGUUCCAAGGCGUCAACAAAAACAACGGCGAGCCGGUGGCGGUGAAGACUUUCAACCAGUUGAGCCACAUGCGCCCGCACGACGUGCAGAUGCGGGAGUUCGAGGUGUUGAAGAAGGUGAAGCACGAGAACAUCGUCAAGCUGCUGGCCAUCGAGGAGGAGCAGGAGGGGCGCGGGAAGGUCAUCGUGAUGGAGCUGUGCACGGGCGGCAGCUUGUUCAACAUCCUCGACGACCCGGAGAACACGUACGGGCUGCAGGAGCACGAGUUCCUGCUCGUGGUGGAGCACCUCACCGCGGGCAUGAAGCACCUGCGCGACAACAACCUGGUGCACCGCGACCUGAAGCCCGGCAACAUCAUGAAGUUCAUCAACGAGGACGGGACCACCACUUACAAGUUGACAGACUUCGGAGCUGCUAGAGAAUUGCAGGAGGAGGAGCAGUUUGUGUCCCUGUACGGCACUGAGGAGUACCUGCACCCAGACAUGUACGAGAGAGCCGUGCUGCGGAAGCCUGUGGGGAAGAGCUUUGGUGCUACUGUAGACUUGUGGUCCAUCGGCGUCACACUGUACCACGUGGCCACGGGGCAGCUCCCCUUCAGGCCGUAUGGGGGGAGGAGGAACAAAGAAACCAUGUUUUAUAUCACCACCAAGAAGGCUUCAGGAGUAAUUUCUGGAACACAGACAACUGAAAAUGGACCCAUAGAAUGGGCUAGGGAACUGCCAUCCCACUGUCAGCUCAGUGUAGGCCUCCGGAAGAUAGUCACACCCCUACUGGCUGGUCUUUUAGAAGUAGACCCUCACAGGAUCUGGACUUUUGAGAGAUUCUUCUCUGAAGUCCAAACAGUCACCUCCACCACACCAGUCCACAUCUUCCAUGUCAACAAGGCUGCUAGUAUAAAGGUCUUCCUCAAGCCCGAGGAGAAGUUCGAGCACCUGCAGACAUACAUCUGCGAGCAGACCAGCGUGGUGGCCGAGUCGCAGAUCCUGCUGUACCGGGACUGCUUGCUACUCACCGAGAUCGAUGACAACACACUAGGCGAGAAGUACCCGGAGACGACGGCGGAGGUGCCGCUGCUGCUGUUCAACAAGAACAACAACAACGUGUGCAUGGCGCCGGAGCCCGACAUCCCCAAGUUCCCCGUGUUCCCCAACAUCGUGUCCGUGGAGAACGACGCGGCGCAGGCCAAGACGGCCUGCAGCGUGGGCCACGCGCUGCGCCGCCGCGUGCAGGCGCUGUGCGCCGCCUCCGAGCUGUGCGGCGCCUGCGUCGUGCGCUGGGGCGCGCUGCUGGCCGCGCGCCUGGCCGCCACCGCCGCGCGCGCCGCCGCCACCGCCGCGCACGCGCAGCGCCUGCACGACGCGGCGCGCGCGCUGGACCUGGCGGCGGCGGCGGCGCGCGCGCUUCUGGGCGGCGGCGGCGCGCCGGCCUGGGCGCCGGGCGCCGCGCUGGCGGCGGCGGAGGCGGAGGCGCUGCGCGGCGCGGCGGCGGCGCUGCGCGCGCGGCACGCGGCGGGCGCGCUGCGCGCCGACUGGGACGACGCGCUGCCGCACGCGCCGUGCCCCAGCGCGCUGCGCCUGCACCUGAAGGCCAAGACGCUGGUGGAGCGGCUGCGCGAGUCGUGGCAGCACCUGGUGCGCGACCGCGCCACGCGCUCGCUGACGUACAACGACGAGCAGUUCCACGUGCUGGAGCGCAUCACCGUGGCGGAGACGGGGCGCCGCGCGCGCGCACUGCUGCAGCGGGCGGCGCCGCUGGCCCGCGCGCGCGCCGACGCCAUCGCCGACUGGUACAAGGUGGCGCAGACGGUGUACCUGCAGACGCAGAUCCUGGACAAGGACGUGUCCAGCACGGAGCUGAAGCUGCUGGCGCUGGCGGCGCGCCUGCAGGACGCCGAGCACCGCACGCGCGAGCUCGUCAGCGAGGCGCAGGCGCAGAAGAGUGCGCAGCAGGAGCCGCCGCCGGAGCCGCAGCGGGCCAGUCAGCAGAGGUGCGGCGCGCGGCCCGCCGCCGCUGUCAACAACGCGGGCGUUUCCGCUAGUGGAGCGGGCCUACGCGCUUUGCUAGCGGAACACGACAACGUGUCCUCGGCCGCCGCGGCCAGCGCCGCGUUAGUCGCGCGACUGUUGCACCUCACGGCGGACGUGACGCCGUAGCGCGAGACACGCUCCGAGCGCGACUGUCGCGACUUGCCGUUUACCCGUGCUCAGCCUGACUCAGUGACCAGUGAUUAUGUGAAUAGCCAACGCAACUGUCGCCACGUCUCGCCUUCUAAUGUGACUUUUGAUAAUAAUGUGAAUCGUGAUUCUGAGUUCAAUCAAAAUGAUGUUACGAAUUAUGCGACGACUGAUCAACUUUUUGAGAAUCGUUUUAAUUUGACGUCCGAGGUCGAUGUAGAAGAAACUCUGACGUGCUUGAACACCGAGUGCUGCGGCAAUGGCAACUUUAUACAUACGAACAGUAAUUUAAAUGAUAGUCUAAUGAGUGGUAACAAAUCAAUAAGUGAAGAAUUUCCUAAUAUCAACGAAUCGAGUGACCUUAAAUGUUGGUGCAACAAGGACGACUGUCGCAUGUACUUAGAGAAUAAUUAUUGUUCAGACUAUUAUACACAAAACUCUGACGUCGCGUACGAGAAUAUUAGAUUCCAACACAACGAUACCUAUGCACUUUCACCCGCUGGGAAUGACGAUGUGUCAGACAGAGCUAGCGACGUUAAUGUAAAAAACAAUUACAACAGUAAAUGUAGGGCGAGUAAUUACGCGAACAACACAGAAUGUUCAACCACAGACACCAGCGCGACACUAGACAGCUCGGACGAGUCCAUGACGUCACUGGAGUCCGGCAUCAGGACGGUGAUCUAUGAGUCGGCCAGCUGUAAGGACGUGCACUCGCUGCCGGAGGACGAAGACGUGAACAGGAACGACUGCACCAAGCCUCCCUCCAAGUCCGCGUGUGCGCUCAGUUAACUGUUAUCUCUGCACAGUGCACACCUACCAUGUCUCUGUUGUAGAUGAUGCAUUUGUUUUUAAUAGGAGUAAUUAACUCUGGUCAGCAAUUAUCCAAUGGGAAUAUUCAAGAGUUCAAUUAUUGUUUUGUGUUAAGUUAACCAGAAGCCCUCAUGAUCAUUGGUCACUUUUGUCCCAGCCGCCGUUAUCAUUUUUUAUACGAGAUUGAUGAACAGUUGGUCUUUUCAAUUUUUUAGUUGCUUACCAGGGGGAAUAGUCUGCAGCUUGUGUGGCAAGAUUUUGCAGAUAAUUGCCUACAUCUAAUGAUGUUAUAUACUGCUAGAUGUGUUAUUGAGUCAUGAAAAAUUAAUUGUGCAGCAAGCUGAUUGAAUUUGAAUUUAUCUGGUAGUCUGUCAUGUUUUUCUAGCCUAAAUUAAAAUCAAAUAUUUUACAUUUUCUAGUUUUUGCAAUUACAUAAAACCAAGCGUUUAUCCUGAUACUGAUAAAUAAGUACUGUCGGGAUUAUUAUCAGUAUAUUUUUUUUAAUAAUUAUAGUUUUACAAAUUGAUCUCUACUCCUCUCGACAGAUGCAAGUUGUCAGGAGUUAUCUAAAUAACAAACUUAAGAGGCUUAUGUAAAUUCACUUAAAAAGAUGACUGAGUAAUUGUAUUUAUAAGAUCUCAAAUGAAUUCCAUUAUCUAUUGUU